UCACCAGUUGCUUAUCAGCUUCAAAGGCAAAACAUUACAAAAACCAAAUUUCAUUGAAUAAUUUUUGAAAAUUGACCUCUUCUAGAACAGUGAAAUCAACGAAAAUCAUUACUAUGAAGUUAAAUUUUGCUUUUAGCUUGCUUAUUAUGCUGCGAAAUUUAUCGGCAGCGAAAUUUCCCUUGGAUAUUCCUCAAUGUAAAGCAUCUGAUACAAACUGUCUUUCAAAAAUAAUAACAAAAAUUGUACAACAACAUCCAAAUGGACACUCUGGUCUUGCAAUUCCCAAAUUAGAACCCUUGCGUAUAAACCGAAUAGAUAUUACUCAAGGAGCAAGUAGUCCGAUUGCAAUUAAUUUAAAUUUCAGGGAUUUAGAUUUAUCAGGCAUCAGCAAUGCCGUCAUUAAUCGAGUCGUUGGUUUUGAUACAGAUCCGAGUACCAGCAAAUAUGAGGUGUAUGCAAUCGUUCCAAAAAUAUCUAUUAGCGGAAAAUAUAAAAUUGACGGUCGUGUACUUGUUCUUCCUAUCAAAGGUGAAGGCAAAGCGAAUUUGGUUUUUGACAACGCAAAUUUAGUAGUAAAAUACAAACCUAAAGUUAUUGAGAAAACGGGCAAAGAAUAUAUCCAAACCGAAAGGUUUCAGCUUGAUUUCGAUACAGAACGACUGCACAUAAAUUUGGAUAAUUUAUUCAAUGGUGACAAGGCACUGGGAGAAAAUAUGAAUCAAUUCCUCAAUGAAAACUGGCGUGAUAUUUUAAAUGAACUAAAACCAUCGAUCAGUUUUGCGGUUGAAGAAAUCCUAAAAGGAAUUAUAAAUAGAAUUUUUUUGAAAAUACCAUACAGUGAAAUCUUCUUAAAACAAUAAUAUACAAUUUAAAGAUGAUAUGAUAUGAUUUUCGAAGCAAUUUAUAAUGUAACAAAUAAUAUUUAAAAAUUACAAAACUAUAAACUAAUCCAA
This is a messenger RNA of Contarinia nasturtii (swede midge), 953 nucleotides long. RefSeq names its product protein takeout-like. Bases 114 to 860 code for a protein of 248 amino acids. The transcript is spliced from 8 exons. The record is from RefSeq and is a predicted model, not a curated record. NCBI's taxonomy places the organism in Eukaryota, Metazoa, Arthropoda, Insecta, Diptera, Cecidomyiidae.